CGACAGAACUGGCGUGUACUAGUUCGGUGCAAAACGGCUCUAACGUAAAACCAAGACUUUUCGUGAACGCAUCGCGUGUUCGGUAUAUACAAUUUUGGCCUUGUAGAUCUUCUUCUUCCAGAACUGGACGGCGCGCUGCACCACCUGGUCGCGCAGCUUCAGCUUCAGCUUAUCCUUAUCCAUGUGGUGUAUCCUUAAGCUGCGUUCGCACGCCACAAACAAUCACACACGCAGAGACGCGGCCGGGUAGCUGCGACGUACUUACCAUUGUGCACCUGUGUUGCCUGCCACUUGCCUUCCAGGCUCUCGCUCACCUAAGGAUGAUGUCGGACUGUGCCUUGAGUUGGAAAUGGACGAAGAGGUUAAGGAGAUCAUCACAAGUCCCGAAAAGUGCGCGUCCGCUUUGCUCGACGUGACCGUGAUAAAACCCAAAGAGAAAACCUAUACCACGCAGAAAAGAACUAUGAGUGCGGAAGAAGUUAGACAGUUUAUAGCUGCUAUGAAUUUUGAUACAAAACAAAACGAGCACCAUGCGGAACAAAGCCAAUACGUGGACUACUCUUCAGGAGACGGUAUCAGCAAUCCUGUUCCAAAAGAUAGACAACGGAGAGAUAAGUGCGACGUCAGCGAAAACAAGAAAGUCUAUUACUUAGAUGACCCUGAGUUUUUUGGUCAAAUCAAAUAUCUGCUGCAACGUGAAACUGGAGGACAUCCUGAGGUACGGCAGGUAUAUAGGACGCACAAGCCUGCUUCUGAUCUGAACAAGGUAUUCAGCUGUAAAAAUAAGUACCGACCGGAUAAUGAAAAACCGUCGACUCCGUGCCUGUGCAAGAACUGUGCGAUAUUAGGAAUAGUAGCAGAUUCGCAGAAGAAACCUUUCGCCACCGAAGAAAUGAUAGACCCGAGGAAAGCUAAAAGUCCGUGUAUACGAAAAGAGACUGGAAACCCUUCCAGACGCAAGCGGUCUGUAAACUUCGCAGACGAACCUGCACCCUGCGAGUGGUACUUCCAACAAUUAUCGACGAGAAUCAAAGAGUUAGAAACCAGGAUGGCUAUCCAGGAAGAGAAAUCCGUGCCCAAAGACUACUUCAGGAGGAUCAUAACAAAGCUGGUGACGCACAUCACAAAAGCGGCACCUAGCAACGUCAAAAUGCAGUCCGGCUCGCCGAGGAAGUACGCUGUUCCAGAACCUAAACGAGAUAAAUACAGCCCUCUCUAUCACAAAGUGGUCCAGCCGAUAAUCGUUGAAGAACCCGCUCGCCAUCAUCAGUACCCGGGGCGAACGCGGGCCGAAAUAGACCAAAACGCGAUCCACACCUCCUCCAAACAGACCCGUCAUACCGAACACAGCAGCAGCAGCGCGUGGAAAUGGCGGGAGGAGAUCCUGAAGCCUGGAAUAGACUUGAAGAACAGGAUCAUCGCUCUGAUGGAAGACACGCUGAACGCGCUCAAGUGGUCCAAGGAGAAGCCUAAAGAGACUGAGCUGAAGGACUUCGUUGAUGAAUUGUCUAAUAACCUGUACAAUGCCGUGAAUGAGUUGCCAGUUAAGGAGACAAAGCUGAAUGACGAAAAGAAGGUAAAAGCGCCAGGCCCAGAAAGAGACAGUACCUUGAAGAAGGAAGCUGUGUGUGUGGCCUAUGUAAAUCCCAAGAUGUUCAAAUGGCAAGAAUCGCAGGAUUCGAAGACCUCAUCUGUCCUAAAGAAUGAAUCACACGAAUCUGUUAAUCACUAUAAAAACGAGUUCGUCCAAACGAUACUGAACACAAAAGAAGAAGACAGACGGAAAUUGUGGCAGAACAUUUGGCAGCAGGCGCUCACCAACAAGCAAAACAAGAACGACAAGAUCUCCAUCCAAUUCCCGGGAAGGCACGACCAAAGACGAAGCGAAAAUGUCCAGAUCGAAUACACUAUUGGAGAGAUGGAACAUCUACUGCUGCGUGGAAGAAGAGACGAGAAAAAGUCUUCUAAAACUCGGAGACCGUGCUGACUUUUGAGAAUAUUUGUGAUUGGCGCAAUUUCUUUGUGAUUUUUUUAAUGUGAUAGUUACAUAUGUGUCAUAUUAACUGUGUAACUUACCUCUCGAAUAAAUUGAGCAGAAAUGCUAUCUAUUUACAAAGUAUAA
Messenger RNA from Acanthoscelides obtectus, 2122 nucleotides. NCBI's taxonomy places the organism in Eukaryota, Metazoa, Arthropoda, Insecta, Coleoptera, Chrysomelidae. The record is from the annotation of a GenBank genome assembly.